Centropristis striata (black sea bass) is the source of this 1603-nucleotide messenger RNA. RefSeq names its product heat shock transcription factor 2 binding protein (gene hsf2bp). The record is from RefSeq and is a predicted model, not a curated record. Gene Ontology annotation, cellular component: cytosol. The coding region runs from base 29 to 1048 and encodes 339 amino acids. NCBI's taxonomy places the organism in Eukaryota, Metazoa, Chordata, Actinopteri, Perciformes, Serranidae. The transcript is spliced from 9 exons.
AGAGCAGCUGUCAGCAUCAGGAGGCGGGAUGUCUGUGAGUCAUGGCGCCAAGAAACAGGAUUGUUUUGUCAGAGUGAGGAAAAGAGAUUUAGAGAAGUUAACCACAGAAGUGAUGCAGCUGAGAGAGUUCCUGCCCAGCGUGCUGAACGGGGACCUGAUUGAAAUGCUGCAAAAAGCUCGAGCAGCUCAGACAAUGAAGGAAGACUUUGUGCAGGAACAGGAGCAGUUGAGACAGCAGUGUCAGCACCUUCAGUCCCGACUGGAUGCAGUGCAGACUGAGUGUCAGAAAGAGAGAGAGGAGAAGCUGCUGCUCCGUGAUCAGCUGUGGCAGAGUGGAGCUGAGCUGCAGCAGCAGGCCGACUUCUGCUCUGGUCUGGGAUCAGCAGCCGGCAGCCUGCUGUGGAGCUGCUCCUCCAGCCAGGACACAGUCACACGCUGGCUGGCUGACGGGAAGCUGCAGUCCUUCCUGUCCGUAGCGGCUCAGACUCUGGAGAGCUUCGUCACGUCUCUGGACCAGGAGACCAAAACUCAAACCGAGGACCACAACUCCCACGAGCACCAGUUUGUGCUCUCUCUGGCUGGAACCAUCACUAACAUAGCAGCAGUGAGCUGUGGGCGGGACUUCCUCUCCAGCUCAGCUCACGUCCUGUUGGACACUCUGAUGAAGCUCUUGGAGCUGAUGAAGCCGGGUGUCUUCCCCAAACUGAAAGUGUUGAUGCUGAUGGCUCUGUAUAACGUCAGCAUCAGUGUUAAAGGACUCAAGUGUAUCAGUGAGAACACAGGACUCCUGCCUCUCGUCUGGACCCUGCUGGACGACGGAGACUGGGAGGUGUGUCUUCACUCUCUGCGUCUCCUGCAGUCGGUGAUGUUAGAGGAGGAGGAGGCGCUCCUCCUGCAGGGUUCUCCUCUGCUCCAUCCAGACUUCCAGGCUCGUGUCAGCCUGCUUACCUCCAGUGUUCAGCCCAGCCUGAGACUGGCUGCCCAGCAGACUCUAGAGGACCUGCAGGCCCUCCAACAGGGUCGGGGCUGUAAACAGAGCAGCCUCUGAUGUGGAUUCAGUAUCUUCAGUCCAGUCUUCCUUCUGUGUUCAUUUUCAUCAAAGUUAAACCUUUAUAUUAAACUUUUAUUAAGCCUUUUAUAUCUAAACUUUAAAAGCUUUUGUUGGCUGUUGAGCCUUCACUUUGUGUUCUAAUGGUUGUUACCCAAUAAAUGUGAAUACAGUUUUCUACAAGACACAUUAAAUAUAAUGUUUCCACAAUUUCAGAGCACUGUCUCUCUAUUUUCAUAGACAUAUUCUACCUUUUUUCUCAUGUUGAUACAAUGAUAUUUGUUAUAUUCCAUGCAUCUGAUUCCUUUAUAAUCCAUGUAGAGCGUAGUAUGGUAUAUUGGUAUAUAUUUACCAUUUUGCAACAGAAGCAUAUGCACUAUCUAUGUUUAUUACAUAUUUAUUUACAAUGUAUUUAUCCUUCAUUUUUUACACUCAACACUUUUUAUACACCUUUUAUCACUCUUAUAAUGAUAGUUAGCUAUUAUUAUUAUUUAAAAAUAUAUAAUUAAAUACAAGGCUUGUUUUAUUAUUGAUUAAAAAAACUCUACCCAUCUA